AUGAAGAAGGGUAAAGCUGUCAGAUUUAAGAAUAUAGUAGAUGUGUAUAAACAUCCUUCAAUCCGGUUGAUUGAUAAAGAAAAGAGCAAUGUGACUAAACCAGCAAUGGAUAAGGAAGACAGCAAAGUAACUGAACCAGCAGUAUAUAAAGAAGACAGCAUUGUGACUGAACCAACAAUGGAUACAGACAGCAAUGUGACUGAACCAGCAGUGGAUACAGACAGCAAUGUGACUGAACCAGCAGUGGAUACAGACAACAGCAAUGUGACUGAACCAGCAGUGGAUACAGACAGCAAUGUGACUGAACUAGCAGUGGAUACAGACAGCAAUGUGACUGAACCAGCAGUGGAUACAGACAGCAAUGUGACUGAACCAGCAGUGGAUACAGAGAGCAAUGUGACUGAACCAGCAGUGGAUACAGACAGCAAUGUGACUGAACCAGCAGUGGAUACAGAGAGCAAUGUGACUGAACCAGCAGUGGAUACACACAGUAAUGUGACUGAACCAGCAGUGGAUACACACAGUAAUGUGACUGAACCAGCAAUGGAUGCAGAAGACAACAAAGUGACUGAACCAGCAAUGGAUACAGAAGACAGCAAUGUGAUUGAACUAGCACUACAUUUAGCUAAGAGGGCCAUCGCCGCUGCUGUUAAAAUUGUGGAAGAAGAUGAUGAAUACAUCAUCAAAAACGUCGACUGGCUCACACACGGUGAAUUCACACCAGAAAAGGGCCGUAGGCAAAUUGAGGAGUUCGUUUUGACUUGGGAGUAUCAAGACCGCUGGGUGCACUACACAAAGUUGAUAGAGACGAGAGACCUGGUUCACAGCUUCCACUACAUCUACUCUGUACGCUGGAGUGUCCCAACUUCUCAGACACCCACAGCAUUCAGCUCUGCCUUUGCCUUCUUCACCAUCAAGUUCAACAAAAACAAACCUCCGGAUGCACCCGUUGAAGUCUCUUAUUUCUUUGAGGGCCAGUCACUACUUCACAGACCAGGAAUGACUCGCUUUCGAGAAAAAUGGGUGAGGGACAUGGUUGAGGCCAAACAUAUUAUAAUGAAGUCAUUUCCCUUCUAA
This is a messenger RNA of Molossus molossus (Pallas's mastiff bat), 1077 nucleotides long. RefSeq names its product A-kinase anchoring protein 14 (gene AKAP14). The transcript is spliced from 6 exons. Lineage: Eukaryota; Metazoa; Chordata; Mammalia; Chiroptera; Molossidae. Gene Ontology annotation, molecular function: protein kinase A regulatory subunit binding. The record is from RefSeq and is a predicted model, not a curated record. Bases 1 to 1077 code for a protein of 358 amino acids. Gene Ontology annotation, cellular component: cAMP-dependent protein kinase complex.